AUGGCUGCUCAACAACAGGAAGCCUUUACGGAGGCCCAAUUAUACUUGCACGGCCUUGAAAGCAUGACUCGGGUUGAAGGCUCUCCGUUGUAUGAUGCCACGGACCAAACAGAAGGCUACUUGAAUACCCUUUUAGAAAUCGUUGACCAACAUAUCAGGGACGGAGUUAUCACCCGAGAGGUUGGUAGAGAGACUCGUUCUACUCUUGAACGGAGACAGCAACGGAGACAGCAACGGGCCUCCCAGGAUGCGAGACCAGUUCAUCGCCUGGCCGCACAAACUGGUUGGCCAUCUAGUGAUCCAAACAACACGCAGUUUCCGUCGGGGAACAGGCAUUCAAAUAUUGGAGAAUAUCCACAAAUCCCACAACAGUGGGAUCUUGGUGCCUCAUCGGAGACGGCCAUGAAUCCAGAGUUUGGACUGCAGACUCCCAACGCUGUUGGUUUGUCCAGCGGCGUGCGACAGGCGGAACACAAUGUCUACCAGCCAGCGAUGCCCGCCCAAUCGCAAACGUCUUCAAUGAGUAUGAUGCUCCCACCACCAUUGAAUCCCUCCCAAAAUAGGUUCCAAGCCGGGGAUAUGCAGGGUGGCAUGGCAACCCCGAUGCGUCAAACAGGUUCUGGUUUCACAGGGAUGAAUACCAUGACGGCCCCGGCGUAUCAAACAAGGUCUCCUCUCACAACAGGAGAUCAGACGAUGUCUUUUGUGGGUGUAAUAGACCCUUCUCUUCUUCCCGAAGAUCUUCCACCGAUGGAACAGAGCGACAAUGAGCCAAGACGGUUUAGCGAUCAACAAGCUCCCCAACAACAGCAUAUAUCCAACCAGUUGAGUGAUGUUUCCCCCGGAGAGCAACCGGCGGUUGGGCUCGGUACCAAUUGUGACGGGUACGUUCAUGAAUGUGAUCGGUGCCAUCAUCGUGUUAAGACACGUCGCGACUUCAAUCGACAUCACUAUUCACGGAACAGUGAACGAUUGGGGUUUGCUAUUGACAAAGGGGCGAGCUACACGAAAAACUCGGCAGGCGAGUACUUUUGGCAUGGCACGAACAGCGCUGGGACGAGGUUUCGGGGUAGACUUCUGCCGUUUCAAGGGGACCUGCCCUCAUCGAAAUGCCUACCCCCUUGCGAUAAAACAUUGGAUGACCGGGAAUAUAAGAGGCCGAAAAGAAAAAUGAAGCCAGCUUUGGAAACCAAGUCGAAGAAGACCAAGACAGCGAACCAAGAUGACAGCAACAACCAGGUCGAUGCUGAAGGCGUCAAAGAAAAUGAUGGGAACAAGCAUGUCGGCAGCAAAGACGACAGUCGCGAGGAGAGAGAAGAAGAAGAAGAAGAAGAAGAAGAAGAAGAAGAAGAAGAAGAAGAAGAAGAAGUUGACAUCGGGGAAGAUGGCAACCAACAGGACAACGACGAAACAAAUGAGCACAACCCGGACGCCGAGAUCAAUCAAGAAGCAUUUACUUGGGCUCAUGAGGAUAGCGAGUUUAGCGACCUCUUUGAAUGA
This is a messenger RNA of Exophiala mesophila, 1500 nucleotides long. RefSeq lists its product as uncharacterized. The transcript has a single exon. Lineage: Eukaryota; Fungi; Ascomycota; Eurotiomycetes; Chaetothyriales; Herpotrichiellaceae. The coding region runs from base 1 to 1500 and encodes 499 amino acids. The record is from RefSeq and is a predicted model, not a curated record.